AGGCCUCGACGCACCCUAGCGACACACCGGACAUCGACGACGCCGUCUCGAGUCCGACCCACCGACUCUACCCGUGCCUGCCUCUUACUGAGCGUCGAGUGUCUCCUGCCCUCUCCUCGCUCGCUCACCCACCGCGGGUUCGCGCCUCUGCCGCCAUUUGAAUUGCAGACUGCAAGCCAUUGCUCCGCUCUUGACGCGAUAGCGAAAUGCAGCCGGUCCUCAACUGCUACCAGAGGCGAUGGAAGACAGCGGACUUGCGUUUGCCGCCCCGGCAUCAUAUCUGCCAGAUGGGCUAGCAAUGAAAGACAACAGCAACCACUUGGCCAUGCAGCAAAUGGACCUGCCUGACACAGCAAACAUAUUCGCCACCCCUGUUCGGAACACUGUAGGUCACGGCGCUGGAACUGGUGCUCAAGAACAAGCGGGCUCUGGCAGCCAUUCCCUGAACAUAGCCAGUGAUGGGGACGGCGUGCGGCAGUCCGAGGGUGGCCAGAUGAACGCACCGGCUGCGAACGAGACUUGCGUUGCAAGCGCCUCGAAGACGGUGGAUUCCAAGCUAGAACGCAGCCAGCUUGAUUACAGCACACUGGACACCCCAGCGCGUCCGACAGUCGACCAUGGUAUUGAGAGCGGCGUCCGCGACACUUUGGACAUGAGCUUGCCGGACUGCGGAGUGUUCAAAGUCGAGAGCGUACCUCCAGGUAAUCCGGCCAACCUGGAGCUGUAUGAAUCUCAGGAUGGGCCUCCGACCAAUGGAGAAUUGCCAGAAACCGAAAGUAUGGCAGAUCCUAGUACACCUUCCGUCGCUCAAGGUGCUUUCACCGCAUCGCCUACGAUCGCUGAAGAAGAACCUAGUGUGCAUCAAGCCUACGCGAUGCUCAAAUUUCCGGAUAGCUAUUACUAUGUCAAGUCUACGAAUGUCAUGAUUACCCGCGAUGAGACAUUCUACCGGGUCUAUCGCGAAAGCAAGAGGCAGAAACGCUUGCGAGCGAAGAUGCAACGGGCUGCGCAACAGACAUUGGAUGAUUAUGCGCGCGAGCCUAGCCAUCACUCACAGCAUGGUGGCGAUGAUGAAGACGACGAAGAUUUGAUGGGGAGGCCUGCUCAUGGCCUUUUGAGCGCAUACAGUGAUGCAGGAGGACCGGUCUCCUAUGUUGUGAAGCCUGACAACGACUUCGUCAGUUUUGACUCACCACCACUUGUUCAUCGUGCCCGAAAAAGCAAACACAAUUCAUCUUCCAAUCACUCAAUAGCACCGCGAAGCCUACACGAAUUUGAGCAAGGAGCCGAGCUGGAAGGUGACCUGUAUCUGGACAAAGAGGGUAGACUCCAUGAUCCGCAUGAAUGGGCGCAAGUGGCAAUACACCCUCAAGAUCCGAAAGACAUUGAAAAGAUCUCACGCGAACAUUUGAUCAUUCGAUACGAUGCAGACAAGAGAUCCUGGGUGAUGGACGUGAUCGGCAACCGAGUCUUGCACAACGGCGAACUUCGCAACCGAGGCGAAAGCGACAUAGAUCUCAGUCAUGACGAUGAGAUCAUCAUCAUCUCCGUCAGCUUCAGAUUCAUGCUACCCGCAGAUGAAGGUAUCGACGUGAUGGAAAGCGUCGAAUGCGACGACGAUGAGUUUGAAACCAGCCUUGCAGCACGACGGAUAUCGGACACUAUUGAUGAUAUUGAGAGUGACGAGGAUGCCGAUUCUUCUGAGGAGGAUGUGCCAUUGGCACAGCAAACCAAACCGAAGAAGCUCAAAGUCAAAGUCCCGAAGAAUAAGGAACCGAAACCCAAGCCACUGAAGCUGAAAUUGAAGAAUAAGCAGGCCAGCAAGAAUGCGGAAGUGAAGAUAGCAGAUACUCAUGGUAAGAAGGACAAAGUGACAGGCAAAACGCCGGCGAAGGCUGGUGGAAAGACGGGUGGCAAAACACCUGCAAAGGCGACCAAAGCCGUCGCUAAAGCAGAGCCGACACCAGACGCACGUCCCCCUCCAACUGAGGCCGAAGCCUCCAAAGCAACAACCAAAGCAGCAGACGAGCAACAAAGCGCGCCAAGCACAGAGGCGCAACUGGUCGAAUUCGCGCAGGCACCUCCGGCAGGACCUCCUACCCAAGCGUCACCUCCCGCGCCUAUCAACCUCGAUCCAAACUCUGCCUUUGCUGGUGCCGAUCCGUCGCAACUACCACAAAAGCGCAAAGGUCCAGGCCGACCGCCGAAGAACGGAUUGAUCUCGAAGCGUGAUGAUGCAGGUGUGAAACGCAAGAUCAAAGAGUAUGAACGCCAGAAUCUGCCACCACCACCUAUGAAUGAGCUCUUGGAAAUGGUUCGGGUUGAGCAAAGACAGAAGGAUGCUGCCGCAAAGGCCGCUUCCCGGGGUGAAGCCACUCCCGAUAUGGUCAUACAGAACAUGGACCCCCGCAUGCCAAACUAUAGCGUGCCGUAUGCAUCAGCCGCUCCUAGCCAGCCAGCCCAGUCACUGCCAGCUGGUACGAACAGUCCGCACGACCUUCCGCAAUCCGCAGCACGAUCGACUAGUCCUCGUCCUAGACGGCCUGCCAAGUCUCCGUCGCCCAUGCCUGCUCAAGAGAGCUUUACGGAAGAACAGCUCAAGAAGCCUACCAUCACUUAUGUUUUCAUCAUUGAUGAAAUCUUGCAGGACCCAGCGCUGGAUGGCCAAGCAGACUUGCAGACCAUCUAUGAUAAGAUUCAAAAGCGAUGGCCGUAUUUCAAAUACGGUACAAGCACCAAUGGUUGGCAGAGUAGCGUAAGGCACAACUUGCUUCAAUGUCAACGCUUCGUCGAAUCUGGCAAGAGUGGCAAAGGCAAAUACUGGAAAAUCAACUUUGAGCAUGAGCUGGAUCCAAAAAAGCGAAAACAGGCGACGCCGCCGCCACAACAUCCACCACAAAGCGGAAGUGGCGGACCUCCCUACUCUCAGCCAUACAACGUACCUUACCAACAAGCAAAUAAUAUGUAUAGCAGCCCCUACAACCCUGGUGCAUAUCCUGGUGCCGGACCUGCAGGAGGCGCACAAGCGCCACCCAGUGGACCGCCUGCAAGCGGACCAUACCCACAGCAGACUCACUAUGGCUCACAGCCGCCCAAUGGCAAUCGCAUGCCACCCCAACAGCCCCCGGCGCCUCAGCCGUUUGCGACUAUCGUCCAGGCCAUCGUUGCGUACAAGCCUCAAUUUUUGCAACCACAUGUGGGUAAGGACACACAUGCUAGAGCAGAGGAGCAGUUCAACCAAGCGUUGAAUCAUUAUUCUGAGCUGCACGCUGGCAACACGCCCACAACUGAGGGACAAAUUGAUGAGUCGCAGGAUCCCUUCAGAACGAUGAAGCAAAUUUUCAUACAGUAUGGGCAGGGCGAUACAAGAGGUACGCAGAGUAAUGCCCCAACCCCUGCUCCGAAUGCUGCACCUACAGCCAAUGCUGUACCUGCAGCUCCUGGCAAAGUCACAAGUCAUGCUCCAGCAGCAGUCAUGGGUGGCUCCGGGGCUCCCGCCAUAGCUGGGACGACGACAACUCCAGUACCACAAGUGCAUCCCACACAAAAUAUGACCAGCUCUCAGCCCUUGACUGCGGCACCUGGUGUCAACAGCAGCACUGCGAUGCCAUUCUCGCAGCAGAUGCAGCCUCCCGCCAUGUCGGGCAUACAGCCGAAGCCUCCAACGUCAGGGCCAGGUCCGUCGAAUAUACAGCCGACUGCGACCCGACCUGUAUCUACUGCCAGCAUGCAGAAUGCGAGUAUAAUACCAGUAGCUGGUGCAGCGACCCAAUCUCAGCCUCAGACUGCUCCAACACCGAUGCAAGUAGCCCCUCCACGGCCUCUUGCCACUGGCUCGCAGACGGGCACAUCGUCAGCAGCUGGCGGAGCUCCCAGAUUUCAGCCUUCCGCUGCUCCUUCAAUAUCUUCGUCGCAGAAUGGGCAGCAGCAGACGAAUCGGGUUGCGUCGCCCAGCUCAGCAUCCCUUCCUAGACCGCCUCCGGUACAACGACCGCAGCAAACAACCAACGCGGGCAUUUCGCCGCCUCCUGUUGUACCUGCGCACCAACCAGGUCCGACCAUCCAGGCGCAUGCUCCCGCGCCGCAAGCAAGAGCACAGCUCGGCCCACUUCAAAGGCCCACGCCGAAUGUUGUAGGUGGCGCCACAAAACCACAGCAGCAUGUUUCGAGCCCGAGUGGACCAGCGCCACUUGCCCAGCUGUCCUCUCCGGUUCCGCCUCAGCAGUGCAAGCCUGACCAAAAGCUUGCACAGACUGGUUCGAAUGUAAUAUCACCUGCGUUGCCGCGUGUGAAUGGCUUCCAAGCUCAAAGUAUGGACCGGAACGAUGCGAACCAAGGGGCAUUGACAGACGUCAGGCCUCCCCCGGCGGGUGUGAAGCGUGUGGCUGAUCAUAGCGAUGAGGACCAAGCAGCGAAACGACCCAAAAUUUUGUCUGCGAACCAGGCACCUGAUGCCAACUCUGCACUGGAGACGACUCCUUACGAAAAGUCUCCUUCCGCUGGCGCCAAGCGCACAGCAGAUGAGAGCAUGGACAGUGAAGCGAAACGACUGAAGACGACUCAGGAGUCGGCUGCGACACCAGCCGCGUCGUGAGUGUUCGCGUAGAACCAGAAAUUUCCACGGCAAUAGUUGGAGCAUUGCGCAAAGCAAAGCCAUGAUAUCGACUGGUCAUUAUAAUUCACUUGGAUUAGAAUUGGAGCGUUUCAGCAAGCGAGGCGUUGGUAGGCAUGAAUGUUUAUUAGCAUAUGAGUAAUGAAUGAAUGUCUUGGUCA
Sphaerulina musiva SO2202 is the source of this 4773-nucleotide messenger RNA. RefSeq lists its product as uncharacterized. The transcript has a single exon. Gene Ontology annotation, molecular function: RNA polymerase II cis-regulatory region sequence-specific DNA binding; DNA-binding transcription factor activity, RNA polymerase II-specific; protein binding. Bases 239 to 4594 code for a protein of 1451 amino acids. The record is from RefSeq and is a predicted model, not a curated record. Lineage: Eukaryota; Fungi; Ascomycota; Dothideomycetes; Mycosphaerellales; Mycosphaerellaceae. Gene Ontology annotation, biological process: regulation of transcription by RNA polymerase II.